Molecule: messenger RNA, 3663 nt
Organism: Arachis stenosperma
Lineage: Eukaryota; Viridiplantae; Streptophyta; Magnoliopsida; Fabales; Fabaceae
Product: homeobox protein LUMINIDEPENDENS
Exons: 13
Coding region: 217-3333 (1038 amino acids)
Biological process (GO): vegetative to reproductive phase transition of meristem
Cellular component (GO): nucleus
Molecular function (GO): DNA binding
Source: RefSeq, a predicted model, not a curated record
UACAUGAAAUUCAGCAGUAUCCGAACAUGGCCUAAUUCUCUCUCAUCGGACCCAGUCCUCUAUGCUCUAUCUCACUUUCUCUCUCUAGGAUUCGGUUGAAACCCAAACCCUAACUUCGGUUCCCCAGCGGCAACCACAGGGGAGAAGCUCUGGGAUUCAAUCUUGUUGAAUGUGUGUAGCUACACAUUCACGGCGAAGGAAGCUCAAUCUUCGACGAUGGACUUCCCGAACGGCGAUUUCCUUGAGCUUCCGAUUGGGAACUCCGCCGAGUCGUUGCAGAGGUUCUUGGCUUCGCAGAGAGACCUCUUCCACAGCCAGAUCGAUCAGUUUCAGGAAAUCGUCGUCACGCAAUGCAAACUCACCGGCGUCAAUCCUCUCUCUCAAGAAAUGGCAGCUGGUGCUCUUUCAAUAAAGAUCGGUAAAAGACCAAGGGAUUUAUUAAAUCCGAAGGCCGUUAAUUACAUGCAAUCUGUUUUUUCUAUUAAGGAUGCAAUUAGCAAGAAAGAAUCUCGAGAGAUUAGUGCUUUAUUUGGUGUCACAGUAACACAGGUGCGUGACUUUUUCAAUGGUCAACGCUCUAGAGUGAGGAGAUUUGUUCUGUCGUCAAGGGAGAAAGCAUUAAAAUCUAAUUCUUGUGAAGAACCUCAGGAUGAGCUAAUAAACUCUGAUCCUAUGAGACCAAUAAAUCCAGCUCCCUUAAAUUCUAUCAUGCCCAGCAAUGCUGAAGGCGCAUCUUGUUCAACGCAGGAUGCAGCUUUGUCUGACCUAGAUGACUUAGAUAAGAAAUUUGUUGAUAAUAUUUUUAGUCUAAUGGAGAAGGAGGAGUCAUUUUCUGGGCAGGAGAAACUGAUGGAGUGGAUAUUGACAAUACAGAACUUUUCAGUGUUGUUGUGGUUUCUGACCAGAGGAGGUGUGAUGAUUUUAGCAACUUGGUUGAGUGUAGCAGCUGUUGAAGAGCAAACAAGUGUCCUCCUUCUUAUCUUGAAGGUUCUUUGUCAUUUGCCUUUACACAAAGCCCUUCCUACACACAUAUCAGCUAUAUUGCCGUGUGUUAAUAGAUUGCGGUUCUACAGGACAUCAGAUAUAUCAAACAGGGCAAGGGUUUUGUUAUCGAAGUGGAGCAAAUUAUUAGCAAGGGACCAAGCAAUGAAGAAACCCAAUGGCGUUAAACUUUCUAAUGAUGGUCAAAAAGAUAAAAUGUUCUCUCAAAGUAUUGGUCAAAUUAUGGGCUCUGAAUCAUGGGAUUCAAAUAUGAAUGUCCAUGAAGACAUUCUUGCUCUCUCUAAUGAUCAUUCAGAUAAUUUCAGGAAACUGGAAUCUUCCCACGCUGUGAAAUUGUUGCCAUCCAGCUCAGAUGAUUCUAAUAAGAAGCUUGCUCUUGGUGUUUCUUCAUCUCAAUCAAAUGGCCCUAGAGAGCGCAGAAAAGUGCAACUGGUGGAACAGCCAGGCCAAAAAUCAGUGACCAGAAGCCCACAGGCGACAAGAGUAGCCCCUAUAAAUCAAGGUCGUCCUAUGUCUGCUGAUGAUAUACAGAAAGCAAAAAUGCGUGCUUUAUUCAUGCAGAGUAAGUAUGCAAAAAAUGGGUCUUCCAAGGAAAAUAAAAAUGUGAAGAUCGAUGGUUUGCAUAAGCAUCAGACAAAUCAGGCCAGUAUUGCAGCUUGCUCUGCUAAAGUUCCUGUUCCACCCAGAAUUGAAGAUGACAAAAGGACCUCAUUGCUUCCCUCUAGUAAGGCCACUAAUAGGCUGGAAACAUCUUAUUCUAAACCUAGAACGGAUGCAAAUGAACCAGUGUGGGAGAAGUGCAAGAGGGUGCAAAUCCCAUGGAAGACACCAGCAGAAGUGAAACUCAGAGAUACAUGGAGUGUUGGUGCUGGUGAAAAUAGCAAAGAGGUUGAUGUCCAGAAAAACAGAAACCGCAGGGAGAAGGAAACUAUUUAUCAGACUGUCCAAGAGAUACCAUCUAAUCCCAAAGAGCCAUGGGACCUCGAGAUGGACUAUGAUGACACUUUGACACUGGAAAUUCCCAUUGAACAGCUGCCGGAUGUUGAUGGUGCAGAACUAGCAUUUGCCCCUGAUGAGGUUGCAACUCAUGCUGUUCAAGGCGUACCCACACCGUCUUCAACCAGUAAUGUAGCUGAUACUGCUCAACCUGACUUGGAACUGCUAGCAGUGUUACUUAAAAAUCCAGACUUAGUAUUUGCCUUAACUUCGGGACAAGGUGGUAGCAUCCCAAGUGAGGAAACCGUGAAGGUACUUGACAUGAUCAAGAGAGGUGAUAUGAACUUGGGUACACAUGAUACAAAUCAUGGAAAUGGCAUUAGUGCAAAGCCCACAGAGAAGGUGGAAGUUUCACUCCCCUCACCAACUCCUUCAAGUGAUCCAAGAACGAGUGGAUGGAGCACAAUGCCACCAAAGAAUCCCUUUUCACGGCAAAGCUUAGCACCAGCUAGAAGCUAUCCUGCAGUGGCAACUACCAACUUAAUAUCUCAGGUUCCAGCAAUCGGCACUACAGUAAUAAGGCAGCAGCCAACAAUGGCGCUUCCAUCUUCAAAUCCAUUCACUAGCACAGUAGUUUCUUCAUAUUCACUGCCUCAGGCAACAAUUGUACCUGAGACAGAGAUGCAACCACCCCUCGCUCUUUCCUCUCUGCAUGUACAACAAACACCACUCUCAGAUAUAGGUUUAACCAUGAAGAACAAAACUAGUACAAAUCCGUCUUCAGUUAACUUACCGGGCGCACAUUCACCUUUAGCGAUGCGGGUCAACGGCACCAGUAAUGUAAAACCAGUACCUAAUAUGAGUGUUGAAGACGGUUUGUCUAAUUCAUUUCCCCAAUCCUUCAGGUUGGCCUCAACAACCCCUUCACUUUCAGCCACACAACAACAACAAAGACAUGCACACUUGGCCUCUCAGCAAGCCCAUUUCCCUGAGGCUUCAUACCGCAACAGUGUACAUUCCUAUCCACCACCACAAAUUGAAAAACCAGGUCAAGUUUCAGAUUCUUGGAGAGUUAGGCAAGAUGUGCCAUCAUCCAGUUACCAUUCCAAUAGAAAUCAAAACUACUAUGACAAUGCAUAUGUUGGGGGUUCCAUGCAGGCUGGUCCUUCUUGGGAUAGAAACAAUCAUGCAACAAGGGAACAAUAUGAAACAUGGAGCCCAGAUAAUAGUCCAACUAGAAAUCCUAGGUAUGUUCCUGGUAGGAGUUACCCAGAGUCCAGAGUGAAUCAGCAUGGAAGAAACCAUAGGCCUGAUUGGUCAAGGCAGCGUGGUUCUUCUGGACAUUGGGACCCUGCUAGGCAGGGAAACAGAAAGUGGCAUGACGAGAGACGAUGAUUACUCUGUUCACAAAUGAUAUAGUUCGAAGGAUUUUUACUUAUUUUUUACGUCACUCGUUAAUAUUCCCGAUGUACAGUAGAAUUUGAUUGUGUCAUCCUGAUGACAAGGAUUGUCCCUUUGAGAGAGAGAGAGAGAGAGAGGCUCCCUAAAAGCCUAAAACUGGCUUCGGUUGGAAGUGGAUGUAGUGUAGGAUAAGCGUAAUGUUCAAGUACUCGCGGAUGUCAAGAUUUUUUUUCUACUUGUAUGUCAAUUUUAUAAAGAUCUCAAUCAGAAUUCUGAAUUUUCAAAAAAGGAAAAAAGAAAAGAGAGAAAGAAUAGUUGUGUUUU